AUGGGCGUCGUCUGUUCUUUAAAUGCAGGUCACUAUUGCUGGGCAUGGAAGAGAAGAUGGUUUGUGCUUCGCAGUGGCCGUUUAACGGGGGAUCCAGAUGUAUUGGAAUACUACAAAAAUGACCAUGCCAAGAAGCCUAUCCGUAUUAUUGACUUAAAUUUAUGUCAACAAGUGGAUGCUGGAUUAACGUUCAACAAAAAAGAGUUUGAAAACAGUUAUAUUUUUGAUAUCAACACUAUAGACAGAGUUUUCUAUUUGGUAGCAGACAGCGAGGAGGAGAUGAAUAAGUGGGUUCGAUGUAUCUGUGAUAUCUGUGGGUUCAACCCUACAGAUGAGGAUGCUGUGAAGCCACCGGUCAGUUCUUUACAACCAUCUGCUGAGUUACCCUUGCCCAUCAACACUUCACCACCUUCCAUGCAAGCAGAAUCUUCCCUACCUCCUCCUUACCAGCUUAUUAACAUCCCCCCACUGGAGUCUUCCUCUGGUCAAGAAGAUCCUCAAGACUACCUACUGCUAAUAAACUGUCAAAGUAAAAAACCUGAACCUAUGAGAUCUCAUGCUGACUCGACAAAAUCCAGCUCUUCUGAAACAGACUGCAAUGAUAACGUGCCCUCCCACAAAAAUCCCGCUCCGUCAGCGAGCAAGCAUGCUGUGAAUGGCUUUUUUCAGCAGCAAGGUGUCUAUGACUCUCCACCUUCUCGUACUGGACUGACACUGGCAGACUGCAGCCUUUAUAACCUGCCUAGGAGUUACUCACAGGAUGUUUUACCGAAGGCAGCGUCUCCAUCUGGGACUGAUGCAGAAGGAGAGCAACAUGUUUUCAAUACCCCAUCAGCAACAUCUUCAUUAGAUGCACAGAUGAGACACAUCUCCAUUAGCUAUGACAUUCCCCCCACACCUGGAGGUACUUAUCAGAUUCCACGAACUUUUCCAGAGGGAACGUUGUCUCAGACUUCAAAACUGGAGACUAUUCCAGAUAUUCCUCCACCUCGGCCACCAAAACCUCACCACGCUGCAGAUCGAUCUCCUGUGGAAACAUGUAGCAUUAGUCGCACUGCUUCAGACACUGAUAGUAGUUAUUGCAUCCCUAAAAACUCACGCAGUAAUACCAUUUCAACUGUAGAUUUGAAUAUCUUUCGGAAAGAAAUUAGUUCUCAAGACUGUUAUGAUAUUCCACGAACGUUUCCGAAUGACAGAUCUAAUUCAUUGGAGGGCUUCCAUAACCACUUUAAAAACAGAAGCAUGUUGACAGUGGGAAGUGUUUCAAGUGAAGAACUAGAUGAAAAUUAUGUCCCAAUGAAUCCCAACUCUCCUCCACGACAGCAUUCCAGCAGCUUCACUGAACCCAUCCAGGAAACAAACUAUGUACCAAUGACACCAGGCACGUUUGAUUUUCCGUUAUUUGGAAAGCAAGUCCCUCCUCCUGCUCACAUGGGUUUCAGGUCCAGUCCAAAGACCCCUCCCAGACGGGUAGUACCUGUUGCAGAAUGUGAGCCACCGCCAGUGGAUCGGAACCUCAAACCAGACAGAAAAGCAAAACCAGCUCCACUAGAAAUAAAACCUCUGCCUGAAUGGGAAGAAUUACAAGCCCCAGUUAGAUCUCCUAUCACCAGAAGCUUUGCACGAGACUCCUCCAGGUUUCCCAUGUCUCCCAGACCGGAUUCAGUUCAUAGCACAACUUCCAGCAGUGACUCACACGACAGUGAAGAGAAUUAUGUAUCCAUGAAUCCAAAUCAGUCCUCUGAAGACCCAAAUUUGUUUGGAAGCAACAGUCUUGAUGGAGGAAGCAGCCCUAUGGUAAAACCUAAAGGAGAUAAACAAGUAGAAUACUUAGAUCUGGACCUAGAUUCAGGAAAAUCUACCCCACCUCGUAAGAAAAAGAGCAGUGGUUCAGGCAGCAGCGUGGCAGAUGAAAGAGUUGAUUAUGUUGUGGUCGACCAGCAGAAAACACUAGCACUGAAGAGCACACGAGAGGCGUGGACUGAUGGGAGACAGUCUACAGAAUCUGAAACACCUACAAAAAGCGUGAAAUGAAAAUACUGCUUUUUCUUCAAAGAACAGAAAGGAGUGAAUUUUGAAGAAUUACAGAACCACAAUGGCAGUGUUGUUCGACUGUACAGUACCUGAUUCACUAGUGUGUGAAUAGUUUCUUGACCGAAUAGGAUGGAAGCCAAAGGACACUUCGAAUAUAUCAGAAGAAUUUUAAGAUCGUAAAUUGGCUCUGUGGUCUCUGGAAAAAUUGUAACCUGUAAAUAACAUGUAAAAUAGUAUCGCUUAGCUUUCAGAAAGCCUUUUGUUCUGUAGUUAACACAUUUGUAGUAUUACUAUGUUUAUGCACUUUUUCAGUUACAAUGUUGGUUCAGGUAUUCCCAGUUAGUGUACCUUAACGCCUAAUUCAUCUGGAGAAUUUUUUUUUUCCUUACACUACUAUUCCUUACAAUUUUAGGUUAAUUAAGCUACAUGUAGAUACGGAAAUUAAUAUUUGAACUUCAUUUUAACAACUUAAAAUUGAUUUUGCGGAAAUACUUUCACAAUUGAAUAAUCUACUUGAAAUGCCAAGAGACGACAGUUAGUUACAUACUUGUUUAUAUUUAAUACACACAAGAUUAUUUGGAAGUCUACAGGUUACCUUCCUAACAAAAAUUGCUGUGAGUUAAUAAUAAUGAACUGUACUGGGUUUAGACCUACAAUCCUGGCUUAUAUGUUAGUUGUUAGUGGUGGAACUUCUAUUGUAUUUUAUUAAUGACAGUGUUCUGUGUUCAAUGGGUGAAGAUUCUGCAGGGUGGGAUCUUACACUUUUAAAGACUGAAUAAUUAAAUAUCAAGUAAGCCUGCAAACCACUGAUGGCAUGCAGUAAUAUUGUGAUCUCACACUUAUUAACAAGAAAUAACCUUUAUAUUAUUUACAGAAGGUAGAGUAUAUAAAUCAGGUACGUACCAAGCACUGUUGUGCUAAUACACUGAUCAGGUUUAGACAAUGAGCUUUAGUUUUGUACUAUUUAGAAGUUCUAAUGUCAGUUUUCAGUUCAAGAUUAAUGGGACAGUUUGACAUUCAUUGUUUGUAGUACUAGCAAAAUACUGUGAUUUUGAAUUAGACAUUAAUUCAAAU
Egretta garzetta (little egret) is the source of this 3108-nucleotide messenger RNA. RefSeq names its product GRB2 associated binding protein 1 (gene GAB1). The coding region runs from base 1 to 2034 and encodes 677 amino acids. The transcript is spliced from 10 exons. The record is from RefSeq and is a predicted model, not a curated record. NCBI's taxonomy places the organism in Eukaryota, Metazoa, Chordata, Aves, Pelecaniformes, Ardeidae.